This is a messenger RNA of Lindgomyces ingoldianus, 935 nucleotides long. RefSeq lists its product as uncharacterized. The record is from RefSeq and is a predicted model, not a curated record. Lineage: Eukaryota; Fungi; Ascomycota; Dothideomycetes; Pleosporales; Lindgomycetaceae. The coding region runs from base 154 to 669 and encodes 171 amino acids. The transcript has 3 exons.
CGCAUUUCGAUUCUUCCCAAGCCUCAUAAUAAAUCCCUCCAUUACCCCAAAUUUCGCGUUCAAGCCAGCAUCGCCAUUGGUGUGUGAAACAAAACCCAUCCUCUUCAAUCCUCAAGUCUGGGUCCAAUAACACCCACAUUUACAUCCGAAGCCAUGCCCGCCUCCGUCGCCUCCGCGCCGGUCCACCGCACCGUGGCCAAAACGCCCGCGUCCCGAGCAAAGAAACCCGUCUCGAAGCCUAACGGUGCUGUCAACGGUGCUGCAAUGAACGGAAUGGCGCAGGCAUCGCCGUAUGGGAUUAUGGCAUCGCGGAUUGCGAAUCGAGUUGCCGAGAUGGCUGAGAAUAUUACUUUCGUCGAACGAGAACGACCGCAGUCCCACCCCUCUCCCCCACCCCAGAAACAAACCCGCAAGCCCCCUCGCAAACUCGAAAUGCGGAUUCCAAAUUCGGGUCCCUCACCCACUAAUAUCACCUUCUCCGCACCUUUCCUCGACAACACGCUUUCGAAGCUAUUGGCGCUGCAGAAUCGCAUGUUAAAGGUGAGCCAGGAUAUUGCAGCUAGUGAAGAUGUCGAAGAGAGCGUCAAGCAUGAGCAGUUUAAUCAGAGUGCGGAGUUGAGUCGGAUUAUUGCGUUGAUUUGUGCGGAGAAGGCAAGACAGGGGGCUUAGGUGAGGACGAAAAGGAGUAGGGAUGAGUGUGGAGGAUGGGGAAGGCGGGUGGUUGGUGUGAUGGAAUUCAGGGCUGAAUACUUACGUGGAGAACUGGUUUGUCUCAGCGUUUCGAAGGUCUUUGGAUGAGCAAUUUGCAUGACACUUGUGUUUUAUUUAUCUUUCCCUAUGGGUUAGUAAGGUAACUGAUCAUUUGCGUUGAGUCUGCAGUUGAUCUCGUUUAUGUAUGAUAUGUCCCGUUAGUAGAAAAGCACAUAGUUACGAAC